Larimichthys crocea (large yellow croaker) is the source of this 1486-nucleotide messenger RNA. RefSeq names its product phospholysine phosphohistidine inorganic pyrophosphate phosphatase (gene lhpp). Lineage: Eukaryota; Metazoa; Chordata; Actinopteri; Sciaenidae. Gene Ontology annotation, cellular component: cytoplasm; cytosol. The coding region runs from base 40 to 855 and encodes 271 amino acids. Gene Ontology annotation, molecular function: inorganic diphosphate phosphatase activity; phosphatase activity. Gene Ontology annotation, biological process: dephosphorylation. The transcript is spliced from 7 exons. The record is from RefSeq and is a predicted model, not a curated record.
UGACACGCGCAUGCGCCGUGAAAGGCUGCGGUUUUCGUCAUGGCUGCCACGGGCUGGCCAGGCUGUGCGAAGAGUUUGAAAGGUGUCAUUUUGGACAUGUGUGGCGUUUUAUACGACAGCGGGGAGGGAGACGGGGUUGCCAUUCAUGGUUCUGUUGAAGCUGUGAAGAAGCUCAAGGCAUCCGACCUGCAGCUUCGCUUCUGCACCAAUGAGACCCAGGCCAGCAGAGAGACGUUUGUGGCCAAGCUUCAAAGACUGGGCUUUGACAUAUCUGUGUCUGAGGUCUUCUCUCCUGCUCCUGCAGCUGUGGCAGUCCUCAAAGACAGAUGUUUGCGGCCUCACCUGCUGGUUUAUGAUGGACUUCUCCCUGAGUUUGACAGCGUUGACAAGACCAACCCAAACUGUGUGGUGAUUGGAGACGCAACUGAAAAUUUUUCCUACCAGAACUUAAAUGAAGCAUUCAGGGUCCUUAUAGGCCUGGAGAAACCAGUGCUGUUCUCUCUGGGGCAAGGGAGGUACUACAAGGAGACAGAUGGUUUGAAACUAGAUGUCGGGGUUUACAUGAAGGCUCUGGAGUAUGCCUGUGAUUUAAAGGCUGAAGUCAUUGGAAAGCCAUCUCCAACAUUCUUCCAGAGUGUUCUCAGUGACAUGGGGCUUCAGCCACAUGAGGCGCUGAUGAUCGGGGACGAUCUGGUUAAUGAUGUAGGUGGGGCCCAACACUGUGGAAUGAAAGGCGUACAAGUCAGGACUGGCAAAUACAGGCCCAGUGACGAGAAGCACCCAACGGUGACGGCUGACGGCACCGUGGACAACCUGGCUCAGGCUGUGGACAUGAUCCUCAAUCAGAGGCACUGAGUACACCGUAGCGGACACUGGAAACUCUCCACUACACUGUGACCCCGGGUGACACAGACUCGUAGCCAGUAUUAUUUUCAUAUAGAUAAGUGUUGCUUCCUGUGGGAAGGGUGUACUACAUUUAAGCAAUUCACGUAACAUGUCAAAGCAGUAUACCAUCCAAAUACUGUGUAUCCUGUAACUGACAAAUAUGGGAAACACCCACCCAUCUGGUGCUCCACAUAGUUUAAAACAAAGUAGGAUGAUGGUUGAAGAACUAUUACGCAGGUCUGUGGGAGACAGUCUGAACACUGUGCAUCUGUCAGUACAUGAUUGAUGUAGAUAAGAUACCUCAAGUUGAAAUAAAUGUGCCUGUAACCCACUGCUGACAGUUAGGACGGAAAAGCAAUACUGAGUGUUCAGACACCCUGCUUGUGUUACACAGUCAGAUUCUUUGCAGAGAUACUGUGCACAAAGAUGGUUUACAGUCAAACUGGAAAUGCACAAUUAAAACGUAGCGGUAGUGGGUUUUAACAUGUAGUUAAUGUUGUCGGUCACUCCCUGCGUGCAAAACAUACACAACAUUAAUAAUACAGUAGGGAGAAGCGGUUAAUGAAUGGGUUGUAUAAAUAAAGCUAUUUUACAAGUCUGA